AUGGGGACUAAUACCUCUGGGUAUCACCUAGCCCUGGGACUUCUGGGUUUGUCCAUAAUUUUAUUCAAUUUCAUAGUUUACCCAGCUACAGUACAAAUGUUACUAUAUACUCUUUUGAUAAUCUAUUCUGGGUCCAAAUCUAGUCUUGAACACGGGGAUAGGGGAUAUCCACAAGUUUUUACCGAAUUUGACGCAUUUAUUUUCCCAAUAGCGGGUUCGUUUAUCUUAAUAACAAUUUAUUUUGCCUACAGGCUUUUUGGGAUUUAUCACAUCAACUUGUUGAUGUGUGCCUAUUUGACCAUAAUUGGCUACGUAUCGCUUACUAAUUUACUAUAUAAUUUUUUUCACCCAUUUUUUGCGUUAUAUUUAACUAGCAAAUGUUAUAACUUCCCCAAUAAAGAAAACCCUACGAUAAAUUUCUCUGUUGAUACUCCAAUCUACUCUAUUGCAUCACUACUAAUAGUCUCCGCUUGGCUUAAGACCAAACAUUGGACACUGCACAAUAUAAUAGGGAUCGCAUUUUGUAUAGAAGCAAUUAGGACAGUAUCCAUUGGCAAUUUGAUUAUCGGAGGCAUUUUACUGUGGGGAUUAUUUCUCUAUGAUAUUUUUUGGGUCUUCGGCACCAGCGUAAUGACGACUAUAGCAAAGGUUUCAGAUGCACCAAUUAAACUAUUUUUACCAUACACUAACAGCUACAAGGAAUUUUGCAUUAUAGGCUUAGGGGAUAUAGUACUACCAGGCAUAUUCAUAUCUAUGACCAUGAAAUUUGACAACUAUAUAGAAGCAGCCAAUGAUGGUAAAAAAAGCAACCAUUUUUGGUUUACCCUACUUAGCUACCAAAUUGGCCUAUCUUUUGCGGGGUAUGCACUGAAUAAGUAUAAUUCGGGGCAACCAGCUUUGUUGUAUUUGGUACCAAGCAUUUCAUUGGGUUUUUUAACAUCUAUUUUCGUGUCGGGUCAUGCUGCUCUUGCGCUAGAAUUUGAAGAGCAGCAACGUUUAUAA
Babesia microti strain RI is the source of this 1002-nucleotide messenger RNA. Its product is annotated as Signal peptide peptidase. The transcript is spliced from 9 exons. Gene Ontology annotation, cellular component: lumenal side of endoplasmic reticulum membrane; cytoplasmic side of endoplasmic reticulum membrane; membrane. Gene Ontology annotation, molecular function: aspartic endopeptidase activity, intramembrane cleaving. Lineage: Eukaryota; Apicomplexa; Aconoidasida; Piroplasmida; Babesiidae. The record is from RefSeq and is a predicted model, not a curated record. Bases 1 to 1002 code for a protein of 333 amino acids. Gene Ontology annotation, biological process: membrane protein proteolysis.